AUGUCUGCCCUUGUGAGUCUGCUGACAGUGCUCACUGCCGUCCCUCCAUCCGAAAUGUGCAUGAGGACAAUCGAUAAGGAAGAGGGGAUGCCCAGCACGGUGACGGUCAGUAAACUCUCAUGUUUCAUCUAAACCCAACAUACUUCAUUUACAGCUCAACUUGGCCACAACUAUGAACUGUUAGUAAAAGCAAAUAAGAAAAUGCCAACUUGAUCUUCUCUUUGCAGAUUGCGAUGACUGUGAUUAUGAUAAAAUUGCCGUGACUCCGUCAGAAACAGAUUCAGAGCUUCCGAGUCAAUUCCAGUCUGUACCAGCAUCAAUAUUACGUACCGGGUGAAAUUUUCAGAAUGAACGUUGUGGAUGGUUGCGUCGAGCAGUAUAUGAGGUGCUUCAGAACCGAUCAAACUGUUUGCCUUUCAAUCUCUUUGAAUGUGAGCUGCUGUACAAUAAAUAUUAAGUGAUUUCUAUAAGAUUGUUUUCAGAUUGUAACAGACACCAGUACAAUGAUGAUUGGCGUUGCAUCGACGACCUCAGCUUAUGGCACAGUUUCAUGCAAUAAAGAAGGAUACUGGGAAUACGAGGGAACGUGAGUGGACUAUUAUUAACCAGCUUAAAUUCAUCAUUUUUGUUUUAGAAUUGUAAAUCGAGUUUACUGCUUGUUCUCCGGAUGUUUGUAG
This is a messenger RNA of Caenorhabditis sp. 36 PRJEB53466, 677 nucleotides long. The record is from the annotation of a GenBank genome assembly. Lineage: Eukaryota; Metazoa; Nematoda; Chromadorea; Rhabditida; Rhabditidae.